Messenger RNA from Rasamsonia emersonii CBS 393.64, 795 nucleotides. RefSeq lists its product as uncharacterized. Lineage: Eukaryota; Fungi; Ascomycota; Eurotiomycetes; Eurotiales; Trichocomaceae. The coding region runs from base 1 to 795 and encodes 264 amino acids. The record is from RefSeq and is a predicted model, not a curated record. The transcript is spliced from 4 exons.
AUGGACAGCAUCGAGGAUCCAGAAGCAAGUUUAUACAGGGCUCUUUCAUCAAGCUCAUCAAGCACCGGUCAUAGGAGGAGAUUGACCGGCAGUAUCGAAAGCGCUUCAAACCCCUAUUACGGCUUCAAAUCUCGUCAAAUAUUGUCAAUAUCGUCAAAUUUCAGCAAAAGUCGCGUUCAUCCACAUUCAAGAGAGUCGCCAACAUUUUUGCAGGGAGCUACCAGGAGUGAUCAACUUUGGGCCCAACCAAGAUCGACAAAGCAUUGGGUGGAACAGUGGAAAGUCAAGACAGCAGCGGAAGUUAUGCAACAUGGCAUUGAACCUUCAACACCGGAUGCAUCCAUCUUUGUCACGGAAGGAUGCGGAAUGCUGAGACGAUGCGAGGGCAGGCGGCAUACAAGUAUGGGACAAAUGGGUUGGUGUUUGACGGAGCGUUGUCCUGACGUAUGGGUCACAAAUGUCGUGGUCACUUGGAUGAUCGAAGCGGAUCGAGCACUCAUGUCUACCGACCGCGACCUCGCCAAGCAGGCUGCCGUUUCAAGGAUCCUACAGAGACUGCAGCAAGGUAUGCUGUCACCCGUGCCGCAUUCAAUUCGUACCGUACCAUCAUCAUCCUCUACACCACCGCAAUCUGCAGCGCCAGAUCUAUCAUCUUCAGUCUCUGUACGAACAAGACCAAUUCCUAUUGAAGCGAGAGUAUCGAGAUGCAUGUUACCUAACAUAAGGGAGCGACAAUUCGGAAACAUGUUAUUAAGAAGCAAAUGUGGAACAAUGUCAAGGUUGUCGACGAAUUGA